AUCAAGCCCUUGAAUGUGCUCAUCAUUACUGAUGGCGCGUCAUCGGACGAUGUAGAGAGUGUGAUCGUCUAUUUUGCUAGGCUGCUUGAGGCCGACAAGUGGCCACUUGGACAGGUCGGGAUACAGUUCGUUCAGAUAGGGAAUUCGAGGCAUGCAGCACAGUUCCUUAGAAAGCUGGAUGAUUUGAAGCAGGCACAUAUACGGCACCGUCAGGACAUCGUUGACACAACGCCCUAUAUCGGCCAACUGCAUGCUGACAUGCUGAUCAAGGUCCUUGUCGGUGGUAUCAAUCGCCGCGUGGACACGAAGGGUGGUGGUGCGGUUGUGUUUUAA
This is a messenger RNA of Suillus paluster, 333 nucleotides long. RefSeq lists its product as uncharacterized. Lineage: Eukaryota; Fungi; Basidiomycota; Agaricomycetes; Boletales; Suillaceae. The annotation marks the transcript as partial. The record is from RefSeq and is a predicted model, not a curated record. The transcript is spliced from 4 exons.